AUGAAAGCUGAUUUCUCGUCAUUGAACAAUAAAGUGAACUCUCAUGCAGCUGCAAUCAAGAUACUUGAAGGUCAGUUGAGUUUACUUUCAGCACAAUUAAAACCAAAAAUGACAAAGGAAUAUGAUGACAGAGGGCUGGCUACGGUUACCCGUAGUGGGAAGGUUGCGAUAGGCAAUGUGACAGGCAACGAAGAAGCUCAAAUACAUGAAGAAGACAAAGGUAGGGAGGAAGAAGAAAUACCCAUACAUCAAAGCAUUGCCAAAGGACCACAAAAUUAUGUGGACAAACACAAUCCAAUCCCAAAAGUUAUGCAACCUUUAACCAAAAUAUCUCCUCAAUUUCCCCAAAGCCUCCAGAAGAAGAAUGAGGAUGAGAAGUUCAAGAAGUUUUUAUCGGUGUUCAAGACAUUAUUGAUUAAUCUCCCUCUAGUAGAAGCAUUGUUUGAAAUGUUGGGUUAUGCCAAGUUUAAGAAGGAGUUGGUCAAAAUGAAAAGGAUCUUGGAUUUUGAGACAAUCGAAGUUUCUCAAAUUUGUAGUACAAUUAUGAUUAAGGAACUGAUCAAAAAUAGAGAAGAUCCCGAAGCAUUUACCAUCCCUUAUACCAUCGGCAUUCUCCAAUUUGUUAAAGCCCUAUGCGAUUUGGGAGCAAGCAUCAACCUAAUGCCAUAUGUAAUCUAUAAACAACUAGGUUUGGGUGAGCCGAAAGCCAUAACAAUGAGACUCUUGAUGGCAGACCAAUCAAUUAAACACCCUGUGGGGAUACUAUAUGACAUCUUGGUAAAGGUUGACCGAUUCAUUUUUACGACUGAUUUUGUCAUUCUCGAUUGUAAAAUAGAUGCUGAAAUUCCCAUCAUUUUGGGAAGACCAUUCUUGGCAACCGGGAGAGCGUUAGUGGAUGUUGAAAGUGAAGAACUGAAGUUUCGGGUAAACGAAGAUGAAUUAACCUUUAAUGUUUGUAAGUCAAUGAAACACCCAAGCGAUAGUCACGUGGUCUCCAGUGUUGAUGUUAUUGAUGAGGUGGUCGCUAGUGUGAGCCAUUUGAUGUGUAUGAGUGAACCACUUGAGGCCGUGCUUGCUACCUAUGAUGAAUUCGAAAUUCAAGGCUGCAAAGAGGUAAAAUUGCUCCACGAGGUAUUGAGAAAGCAUAUCAAAGCUAUAGGUUGGACUAUCGCCGGCUUAGUGGGAAUUCCUCUCGGUAUUUGCACAAACAAAAUUCAGCCUGAUAGUGAGGAUAAACCAAGUGUUGAACAUCAACGGAGAUUGAACCCAUCGAUGCAAGAGAUGGUGAAAAAGUAG
Messenger RNA from Solanum tuberosum (potato), 1296 nucleotides. RefSeq lists its product as uncharacterized. The record is from RefSeq and is a predicted model, not a curated record. The coding region runs from base 1 to 1296 and encodes 431 amino acids. The transcript is spliced from 2 exons. NCBI's taxonomy places the organism in Eukaryota, Viridiplantae, Streptophyta, Magnoliopsida, Solanales, Solanaceae.